This is a messenger RNA of Lactuca virosa, 582 nucleotides long. Lineage: Eukaryota; Viridiplantae; Streptophyta; Magnoliopsida; Asterales; Asteraceae. The record is from the annotation of a GenBank genome assembly.
AUGUUGUCUUCUGUUUUCCCCACCGCCGGCGACCAUAUUCCGUCCGACGACUUUCUUGGAACUGGGUUUACCCCUUGGGACACUGACACUCAUGAAAGUCCCUUUCUUUAUCCACCUCAAGAGCCUGUCUUUUCGUUUUCCGGCUCCGACGACUCCACACCAAAAACCAACAGCUCCAACUCCGGAUCCGACGAGGGAGAUGUUGACCGGAAUCCUCUCGAAGUCACCCUGAUUGAUGAACGUAAGAGGAGACGCAUGAUAUCAAACCGGGAGUCUGCACGGAGGUCUCGCAUGAGAAAACAAAAGCACUUGGAGAACCUGAGGAACCAGGUGAACCGGCAUAAGAUUGUGAACCGAGAAAUAAUGAACCGGUUAAGUUUUGUAAGCCAUCAUGCACAAGUUAUAAGGCAAGAAAACGAGAGGCUCCGAUCGGAAUCAGUGAUGCUCCGGCAAAAACUAUGGGACAUGCGUCAAGUACUGCUCGUCCGGCAGCUUCAGAACCCGUUAUUAUCGUCUGCAUGGCCAUGCAAUAAUAACGUGACAACCAUCAAUGAACAAAACCCGCAAUCGUUAAUUACAUAA